This is a messenger RNA of Paramormyrops kingsleyae, 3069 nucleotides long. Its product is annotated as prostaglandin E2 receptor EP2 subtype-like. The record is from RefSeq and is a predicted model, not a curated record. Gene Ontology annotation, molecular function: prostaglandin E receptor activity; thromboxane receptor activity. NCBI's taxonomy places the organism in Eukaryota, Metazoa, Chordata, Actinopteri, Osteoglossiformes, Mormyridae. Gene Ontology annotation, biological process: cellular response to prostaglandin E stimulus; positive regulation of cytosolic calcium ion concentration; inflammatory response. Gene Ontology annotation, cellular component: plasma membrane.
AUGGAUACAGAGAAUGACACUUGCCACUAUCGGUUGUUUGUUGAGCCGGGGAGCCCUGCAAUCAGCGCAUUCAUGUUUUCUGCAGGAGUUGCUGGGAAUGUAAUCGCGUUAAUCCUUUUAGAAAUUCGCCGAAGAAAGGACAAAACUCGACAACGUCUUUCACUUUUCCGUAUGCUAGUGAUUUCGCUGGUGGUUACGGAUUUAAUGGGAACUUGUCUUGUUAGUCCUCUUGUGCUUACUUCAUACGCCGUCAAUUUAACGAUAACGGGAAUGGAUAACAACCACGACGUGUGUAAAUAUAUCGGAUUUAACAUGACUUUCUUCGGUCUGGCCACUUUGUCCAUCCUUGUUGCAAUGGCUUUGGAGCGCUGUCUUUCUAUAGGAUGCCCGUACUUCUAUGAGAGGCAUGUCACUAAGCACCGCGGCUCCUGCUGUAUUCCCUUUAUUUACUUGAAUUGCAUAAUAUUUUGCGUUUUGCCUUUCAUUGGCUUCGGGGAUUAUGUGCAGUACUGUCCAGGGACGUGGUGUUUCAUUGACAUGAACCCUUUAAGACUAGAGGACAAAAUUUACGCCAAUCUAUAUGCAACUAUGAUGCUUGGGAUAAUAAUCUCAAUAGUGGUUUGUAACGCCUGUGUAGUCUAUCAUUUGUUUCUUAUGUACUGGAGGCGCAAAGAAAACCAGGCAUCUAUAGUCAAACAGACCAGAGGAGAUGAAACAUAUUUCACUAUGGCAGAAGAAAUUGAACAUCUUCUUCUGAUGGUCUUUAUGACGGUGGCCUUCAUGAUUUGUUCACUUCCACUUACGAUCCGUGUCUAUAUCAACUCUGCAGGUCAGAGGAAGGAGAGCCACCACUUGGAUCUCAUUGUGCUGAGAUUCCUGGCCAUCAACUCUAUUAUCGACCCCUGGGUUUUCAUCUUCCUCAGCCCUUCUGUGUUACGUUUUCUAACAAGGGCCCUGUCUUGCAAUGUACAAGAGUGAUAUUAAAGUCCUUUCUGGAGAAAGCUCAGGUUAAGCAGUGCACAAAAAGAACUUCUACAAACACUUUAUAGUACAUGAUAUGUAAGAUGUUAGUGCUGCCAUCUCACUGUAGCUCCACUCUCAGUCAACAUAAAAAACCUGAUUAUACGAUUACCAUAAAAAGAUCAAUGGAAGGUCCUACGUAGAUUUAGAGAUUAGCUUAUUGUAAGCACUGCAAAAGUUAGGUUUCAGUAUUAAGAUAACUAGCACUACAGCAGACAGCUUUGGUAUCAAUGAUUUUGGGGGCAGAAUUGUUUCUGAUGACAAAAUUGCUGCAAAGAUUUUUACAGUGAUUUUUAUUUAUUAAAUCAUUUGUUAGAUUACACUGAGGUAGUGUGCUUAGGCAGAAAAGUACAAGUAAUUAGGCAUCAAAAUACUGCAUGUGUUAAUGUGAUCAAAGAAAUAAUAACGCAUUAAGACUUUACAAUUUAAAAUGUAAUAAGGGUUUGAGUCUCUGCCCUGGCUCCAUGUGUGUGGAAUUUGCACAUUCUCCUCUCACCAUCGUGGGGUUUCCUCUGUGUACUCCAGUUUUCCACCACAGCCAAAAAAUAUGCUAAGGUGAACUGGAGCUACCAAAUUGACCAUAGCUGUACAUGUGUGAGUGAAUGGUGUAUCAAUGUGUAUUAUAUAUAUAUAUUUACUGUGACGCCAAUGGGGUUGGUCAGCAUGACUGAUUAUGCACUGUAUCAGCAUGCCUUGCACUGUAAUGGUCUUAUCUGUAAAUAAUAUAAAUGUAUAUGUGUAUUCAUGUAUGUUGUAAGUAGUACAUGUCGUAAAUGCGAAAAAUAAUUAAGAAUUUUAAUAUCCCUAAGGAUAAGGUAAUUUCAAUUGCUCUACACAAAAAAUAUUUAAUUGUAACAUUUAAAAAAAAAAAUUCUCAAGUCCGUGACAAUAUAUGGAAGUUUCUAUUGGACUUUAUUAUUUGUAACCUACAGAAGACAAUCCACAAAUAUAUACCAUAAUCCAGAAAUAUUUCACUAUCCACAAAUAUCAAUUUUUUAAAAUUUGUUGUAUAAAAUCAAAUCCACAAAAAUGCAGAGUGAUUUGCACACAUGAAACAGGUUUUGCAUAUAUGUGGAUCAUUUCAUUUCUAUUCAUGGAUCAUGUAACAUUUGUGUCGGAUUAUCAUAUUUGGUCAGACGAAAUAGAGGACGUGCUAGGGGAUCUGAGUUUUCACAUUCACCAACCAAUCAGGUAGCACUUCUCUUAUGAAUAAGUUAGUUAUAUGCAUAAUAUUAACUUAAUAUGCAUAUGUGGAUAUUCAUAGGUUAAUAUUCAUAUUCGUAGUUAAUAUGAAUAUGAAUAUUAACUUGAAUAUGAAAGUUUUCCUUAACCACCUUGUAAAACGAGGAAAACAUGGACAUAUGGAAACGUUACAGUUAACUCUUGUUUUAUAAUGUACACAAUAUGCGUGUAUGCAACUCUUUUUCAACAGAAGUUACAAAAUUCUAAGUUAAAGUUUGUUCAACUUCAAACAAAUGAUGCAAUUCACUAUUAACACGAAAACAAAAAUAAAGUGUCAAAGGUUCCAGAAGUUGACAUCACUUGUGAGCAGCAUGACAGUUGGGGAUGUACAUGAGCUUUGCAAAUGCUGAGUGGUUGCCAAAAAAUUGAAAAUUGGUGCAUUUUCCUUCACUUGGUACUCCACUGUAAUUUGCAACACCGGGUCAUAUGGGUUGCACUGCUAGACCUGGACAAACCGCUGAUUUUUGAAAAACCACCCGGACGCUUGGACAAGGGCCCAAAAAGAAGACAUGUCCAGGGGAACCCAGAUGUAUGGUAACCCAACAUUUUUGACUUCCUAUUUGUAGAUUUUUGAACAAUUCGUACUGCAGCUGAUCUGUUUUUAAAAAAUCACAAAUAGAUCAGCAUACAGAACUAUUUAUUUUUAUUUGUGUUGUAUGAAAUCAUAUCCACAAAAUAUUGGAAUGAUCUGUAUAUUUGAUCACAAAAAGGCCUACGAUGUGAUUUACUUAGAUUUCCAGAAGGCCUUUGAUGUUGUCCCCCACAAACGGCUCUUGCUAAAGCUCAAAGCUGCAGGGAUUUUAGGAA